Eurytemora carolleeae is the source of this 3575-nucleotide messenger RNA. RefSeq lists its product as uncharacterized. The record is from RefSeq and is a predicted model, not a curated record. The transcript has 4 exons. Lineage: Eukaryota; Metazoa; Arthropoda; Copepoda; Calanoida; Temoridae. The coding region runs from base 1005 to 3323 and encodes 772 amino acids.
CUACAGUGAAGAAUGUUUUCGAGCUUUAAAUGAUUAUUUUCAGUGUGUUAAUGUUGGAAAGGAGGAUCUCCAGAUAGGAGUGGAUUUGAGUGACAAAGAAACGAUUAUUAAAGAUGGAUGUUCUUGGUUAACUAAACUAGCGGAUUGCAGUAUACCUGUUGACUGCGUGAGCUCCCAAGAGCAACUGGAAGAACUGGUUUCUGUGCGGACCACGUGGUUAGAUUUGUUCCGAGGUGUACCGGGUUGGGAUUCCACCACAUGCCCUGCUGCCACCUCCCUUCGUGAAGGUCUGACUAGAAUCAAUGAAUCUGUUGAGUUUGAGGGCACCCCAGAACCAGGAACUGAAAAUGACUCUGGAGAAAUCGACUCAGACUCAGACGAGGACGACAAUUCAGACGAGUCUUAUUCGAAAUAAAGAUAGAGCUACUGGAUUUUCACAAAAAAUCUAGAAAUAUGAUAAUUAUACGUUGAAAUAAUUAUUAUGGAUUGAAUAACGUGUCCGUGUAUCCGAAAAAUUAACGAACACAAAAAUGCUAUCACACAAUUAACAUCUUAUUAACAUGAUCUUAUUAAUAAAAUAUCAUAUUUACUGAUUUGGGACACCCAGGCCUCAUUGAGCCCCCAGACAUAUUUAUAUGUUUUCUAAUGUUGACCAAGCACCACGGCAGUGCAAACAUCUCCGUUGUUAUAUCGGAGGUUUUUUUACAGUGUCUUUAGUGUAAAGGUAUGAGAUAAUCGUUUGAAUUCAAGCGUGAUAUCUUCAGCUCAGGCUCUCAAGUUUGAUUUGAAAUCGUGAUUUAGAAAACAAUAAGUUUAAAGGAUCAAAAAGACAAAAUAGACCCAAAGUUUUUACCGGAGAAAGGAGUGACGUCACAAGCUUGGCUUGAUCGCUCACAAAUCUGAUUCAUUCCUCCGGUAUAUACAGAGUUUACAAAACGCUCACAAUUUAUAUAAACAAACAGAAUAUAAUAAGUGAAGGAGAUUUUUUAAGGAUACAGAUAACUAUGACAUCUUUUAACUUCCAAGCGGCAUUCGGGGGACUCCAGAAUACUCUAGCGGUGUUCGCUGGGGCGUGUGAAACUGGUUUUAAAGAGAUAGGAACUGGUGUGAAUGCGGCUAACGAUAAAAUCGAAAAGCUCGAAAUUAUGAUUCAGGAUCUAACAUCCCUGGUCAAGAACCAACAAGAGAAGAUCACCAAGAAGGAGGAGAAGGAGGAAGGGGAAGCACUAAUGCUUGAGGUUAGUGGUCAAAUAAUGAUUAAGAGAAUCCCGUCCAGGAUGAAAGCUACAGCUCACGAAAAACUAAGAGUUGAUUCAGCAAAUCAAUUCGAAUGGUUAUCAACAACCCCUGAAGGAGAGCAUACGACCCUUUGGAUCAAGCAUGAUUCUAAAUCUAUGGUUAGAAAUGCUAUUAGAAUGAAGUUAAAUUGGGAAAGAGAACUACCCCCUAACUCUCGAGACAGAAAAAGUGUAUCCAGCAUCAUUAUUGAACAGGUUGCACCAAGAUCAUUCACACCACUCUUGAGUAAACUCCGAUCUAACCUGGUAAGCAUGAGAGAGGAAGGUAGAGCAUCAACUUCAUUUGUGCAAAAUAUUAGGUAUGAAGCCAGCUCUGGUACUCUGGCCUAUAUAUACCAAGAGAGGACUGUUAAGCCAACUAGAGCAACAGUCCUUGGUUACGUAGCCAAUCGUCCUUUGGAAGGACGAGAGUUUGAGAACGUUCCCUGGUAUGACACCAGGACAGGACAACUACAGGGAAGAUUUAAUGAGAGACCGGGCGCUGCAGCUGCAAAUGGUGCUAUAAGAAAAACUGCGCAAAGAAAACCAGACAACAAGCAUCCUCAGUUUGCAUCAGGUUCAAACAGACAGCCAAUUAUAGAAAGGGGAGGGAGGGACUCUCAGCAUACCUACCCUGAACCUCACAGAGAGCCAGCAACUCCGCAUAAUUACUAUAACAGUAACAGAAACCAACGAAAAAUUGACAACAUCAACACCAAGGGAAAAGUAACCUCUCGCCCAAUACCUAAGUUCCCAAUGCCAAAGCUGAAGCUCCAACCUAAGCAUGAAGACGACAUUAAUAAACCAAAUACUUGGAUCUCUACAUCAUACCUCCUCAUUCAAGAUGAAAUCACAGAAAUGAAUACAGCAGUAAUAUACGGAGAACAAGACGAACCUAACCCAGAAGUAAUUACACUCAGAAUGCAAAUUGACGUAUUACAACAGGAUAAGUGCCCCAUAAGCUUGAAGGAACCCACCAGAGAAAAUACCAAUAGUCUAAUUGAGAUCAUGAAGAGAGAAAUGAACGUCGAGCCAGAUUUGUCUCUUUAUCAUUGGAUGUCGGAGCUGCAUUCUCAUGAUCCUAGGAGAAGGAUACUUACUCUAGCUCUUAAUGAGAAAGACGACAUCUCUGCCCAACUGUACAAGCUAGGAUCGUCCAAAAGCUCAAUAGGAGCUAUCAACACCUUGCUCCACAGCAUCUGCAGGAGUCUACUCCAAUACCAAGCUACUCCCUCCAACUUUCUUCAGAUCAAAAUGGAAGCAGUAUGCAGGAUAGAAGAAAUCUUUAAUGCUAUAACAUUAAAGAUUAAUUCUGCUCUCAAAAAGAUUAAGGCUGAGGAGAGAGCAGCUGACCCAAUAGAUCUUGAUAUUGACGAGGAUAACUUCAAGUACAACAGGAUGCGCAAUUACUUUCUUGAAGUCGGAUGCACUGAUGGUCAGCUCUUGGAUCAGGUAGACACAAAACAUAGCGAGUUAACCACCAGAUAUGGAGUAAACUAUGCCGAUGCUACUUUGGGCGAGUACAUCAAUAUCUUCCCCUGGAAAUUUAUUAUCGGAAACGAGAUGCUCAACAAAGAUUACUAUGCCAUGAAGAAUGAACUCAAUUUCUUCCAUGAAGACGAUCCAGCCUCAAUUUCUGAAGAAGAGAUGGAUCAGGAUCAGAGCAUGAAUGCAAAACGUAAGAGAUCUCCAAACCCAGAAACCCCAACUAAACCUAAUAAACCAGCCAAAACAGCCUCUUCACUGGCAAUAGAAAACAGAAAACCAACUCCCAUCAAGCCUUUUCCAGCAGAGAUAUCUAGCCUGGAAAUCGACCAAACCAGUAGUGAAUAUGGCCUAAUAGAUGGAAUAUCGAAACUUCACGAUAUGACAGAGGAUGUGAACCUUGAUAGAGCAGAGAAUGAGGAUGACGGGAUAGCAGCUCCUCAAGAGCCUCAAGAUGUAGAGACAGAGCCGCUAAAUAAGGACAACACCACCUUAUCCAUGAAAGCAGCUUCUGCCCUCUACAAUAAAGUCACCGCUGCAAAAGAUAAGUUCAAACGUUGAAUUCAUAUUGAAGGAAGUAAAAACUUUUUGUGAAAAUGUUUCAAAAAUAUUGAGAAAAUAGUUUUGAUAAAAUGUGUGCAACUAUAUCUGUAAUGUUCCGAUUUUUUUUUCCAAAUUUCACUAAUUAUGUUUUUUAUGAGAAAAAAAGUAUUCGCUUUUUGCAUGCAUAAGUUCCUAAUUAAAAUUAUGCAACUUUUAAUGAUAUUUAAUCUUUUCCGAUUAAACAAAAAAUGAAAGAAAUAAAUCGUUGAA